AUGAGUGGACGAAGUCUCAAAGCCAAGAGGAGAUCGUUGACGCAAGACCAAGAUAUUCAAGAUCUCCAACGAGCAGUAGACGAGUAUGUCGCGAAGAACCCAACGCAUCGCUGCUCCGUUGAAAUCAAGCUCGAAGGCCGCAUCAUAAAGCGAAUAAAUUCGGAAGGAAAGAGAUUUAAGGGCACCCUGAAGGAACAGGCGGCGAAGAAAAAUCAACCAGACAUGCGGACAGUGCUCAAACAAGUGCAAGAAAAUGGUCACAUUGUGCGGCCAAAACCAAAGAAGAGAGCAAAACGAGAGUUUGUCGAGCCCAUUGAUUACAUCACGAUAAAGAGCUCGCAAAGCCCGUCUACUGAUUCUAUGGGAAGUCAAUCGCCAGAUAUAAAACGAGAACGGGAACUCCGUGGACCGUCCCCAGGAAUCAUCGAUCUUUCGAGCGACGAAGAUCAACCGGGUUUCGAUUUUUCAGAAGGUCUCACUCAGCCUGGCGAUGAUCUUCCUUUGACCACCAUUAUCUCCGGAAACUUACCAAAAAACUCUGACAAAGAUCUUUCGGACGAAAACUCGAGCUCACAAGACAUGUUCGAUCCUGACAAACCAAGUACCUCAACUCAGAUCACCAAGAAAUUGAAUCGGUCGAAAUCGUCCAAGUCUCUUAGACGUCAAGAAUCAGUGACACGGAUCUUCGAUUCUGAUGAUUCUUCUUCCGAAGAUGAGGCGAAUACAACGAUCAAAAAUGAGCCUGAAGAAGGAUCGUAUUCUCCCCUUUCUCAAGAACUCUGUAAAAACGAAAAUGACUCAUCGGAAGAACCAGACGAACCUGAAGAAGAAGACGAUUUGGAUCGAACUCGGGCACACUCGCAGAAUCUCUUCGAAACUUCAGAUAUUUGGUCUCAUUUCAACGACGAGAAUUACCCAACGAGAUACCACUGA
Messenger RNA from Oikopleura dioica, 933 nucleotides. The record is from the annotation of a GenBank genome assembly. Lineage: Eukaryota; Metazoa; Chordata; Appendicularia; Copelata; Oikopleuridae.